This is a messenger RNA of Trichosporon asahii var. asahii CBS 2479, 2274 nucleotides long. RefSeq lists its product as uncharacterized. The record is from RefSeq and is a predicted model, not a curated record. Bases 1 to 2274 code for a protein of 757 amino acids. The transcript has a single exon. Lineage: Eukaryota; Fungi; Basidiomycota; Tremellomycetes; Trichosporonales; Trichosporonaceae.
AUGGCAGUCGAUUCACCGCAGGGGGCCUCCGCUCCCAGCUACUCUUCAUCCCUCCUCACCCAAACACCCUCAGAGAAGGCAGCCGUCAACCCCAAGACCCAUCUCCCCGCCGCCUUUCGCGUUGGCAAUCGCGAGACUAAACCCCUCGUCACCGUCCCCGAACUUGUGCAGCACCUCACAUUCCUCGCCUGUCUCCACCGAUUGCAGCAGGAUGUCCGCGAAUGCCCUACGCCCGAUGGCACUCAGCUCUCUGGCGACAUCAAGUGGGCCGCGUUUUGCGAGCGAGCCGCGCUGCGCUUUGAAGAAUGGGCCAAGAAUCAACGCUCGUCCCUACGCGUCGACCUAGAUGGCGUCGACAUUGACGUUCUCAUGGUGUGGCAUACAUACAUGCUGAACCCUACCGACUUUGAGGGAGACCGCUGGCGCCUGGCUUUCAAGAUUCCCGACGCUUUUCCCCUCGAGGAGAUUGUCAAGCGCAUUGACAAGGCAACUUAUGUGUACCAGCCUCACGAGCUCGUGCCAGUCGCGCCGUCGGAGAAUGGCGAGACGGGCUUUGUACCCCCGCCACCAGCCUACGAGACACACGCCAGGGACCUCAUUGAGAUUCACCCCGUCGAGACCAAGGCGCGCAUCAAGUGCUACUAUUGCCGAAAGACUGGCAAUGUUCCGCUGGUGGGCACACCCCGCUCGCCCGGGUACGCAACUACCAAGAUGAACAGCCGUUGCACCAAUUGCUUCAAGUACAACACACACGAGAAGCUCAAGAUUCGGCGAUUGUGCGACGAUUUGGUGGCCGCAAAUACGGGCAUUACGUGUUUGGCUGGUGUCAGCGACGCCAAGUUUCGCAGAUGGGGUCCAAAGCUCAGCCAGUGUCUCGCCCAGGCGGCGUGGUUUACAGACGCGAUACAGGUGGGCGACCACAUGUCUUGGUCGUUCAGCGGGAUCCGCACAUACCUGCUGGCGCAAGCCUUGAAGGACCGCCGGCUGCUUCCCCUCCGCGACCCAAAGUAUUGGGGCGUACGUCCAAAGGAGUUUAGAAAGAAUAUGCGUGCAUCCCUUGCCGCGAUUGGCAAGGCGUACGCCGACACGGAGCUCUUCUCAAGCCUCAACCUCGCGGCCGCAACACAGCGCCAGGCCUCAUUCAUCAGCAACAUGGAACGCAUCGGAUGGCUCGACAUUGGGCGCUGGGAUCGCGGCGAGUUUUACCUGCUGCAAAAGUCUGCGGCUCGGUACCACGCAUUCCUCGACCUAAUGUGUGCGCACCGGGGGGCUUUCCUCUCGCCUACACUCGACAUUGACUUGGCAUGGCAUACGCACCAGCUCCAGGGCAGCAAGUAUGUCUCCGAGACCGUCUCGAUUCUGGGCCGCCUACUCAACCACGACGACAAGGUUGCCGACGUCCGCCUGAAAAUGGCGUACGACGACACGGCGACGUUGUGGGCUCGGCGCUUCGGCGUGCCCUAUAGUGGGUGCGGGUGUCCCGUCGCGCAAAACGCAGAGCGAGGGCUGCGGCAAAACCACAAGCGCCAGUUCCGGCAGAGCACGGGCAUGAAGUUUUGGAAGCGCGCCGAGAAGUCGCGCGAGUCGGUCGAGAUUGGCAAGCGCUACGUUGAGGAGCUCUUGCAGGAGCUGCCCGAGGAGGAGCGCGAUGCCCAGUGCCCUUCGACGCACAAUAUGCUCCGCGUACAGGUUGAUGGCUCGGCGGCACCAAAGUUGCGCACCCUCCGCGAGCGUCUGGGCGUGCGCGAGGGCGCCGAGUCCGAUCACACCAACCCCUUUACUGCACGGUACGUCUUUGUACCCCGCCGCGUGAAGGGCAGUCGCACUUUUGGGCCGCCCGAGCCCCUCGCUGAAGGCAAGCGCGAGGACCGCGAGGCACGCAGGCGCCGCGAGCGCGACGCGCAGAACGAUGCCUUCCUCUACGGCUACCCUCUAUACUGGGGUGUUGUGCCUUAUGGCUAUGGCGUGUAUCCCAUGGCCGACCCGUGGUACUGCGAUGCGAAUCACCACGCGUCUGGCGCUGCCGGUUGUGCGGCCGGCGUGGGCGCGGCCAGCAGCGGGGCGUGCGUCACUGGCGAAAGUGGGUGUGCUGGUGCCGCGGGCAUCUCGGCGUGUGGCACCGCUGCGGGCAGGGGGAGGUGGUGGUUGCUAAUAAUGGUUGUAUCCAUAGUGAACGCUCUAUCAUUCAUUGUACAGUAUCAUGAACAGCUUGAUAAUGGCUUUGGGGCAGGGUCAGCGUGCACAGCACACAAUGCAAAGCACCGGGUUUUAUAA